AGAACUGUCACAACACAAAAUCAGGGUAAUCGAAACAAGCGUGUUUACGAGGUGUACUUACACAAACUUGCUUGAAGUAAUUUUUAUCAAAAUGUGUUCUCCUUGGAAGAAAUACGUUCUGUGGUUUGCUCAGGAACAUGUAGAUUUCCGACAAGCGGAAAUAGCAUCUCUAGUGCGGUUAUGGAACUUAAAGAUGCGAACCGCAGCGGAUCAUGUACCCGAAAAUCCGUUCUGGAUCGUUGAACUUCCCGACGACGAAGCUGCCCGGAAGUUAGCUUCACGUUCUAUGUCCCUACGAUGCAUUUUCGAGCUGUGGUCCCAUUCGAAACUCCUCAGUGCCUUUCACGAUCAAUUAAAAGCGUUCAUUAAGAACAACAGUCCGACACUGAAUCCUUUAUUUCAGAAAGAUCGUAGUUUUAGGGUAACCGUCGAGACAUAUAACAAGCAUUUUUCACAAGCCGAAAAGGUGGCGAAAAUGGAAACGAUGCAUUAUUUACCAGCGGAAGGACCGGUUAAUCUCAAAACACCGGACAUACGAUAUUUGUACAUUGAGUUCUGGGGACUUGAUCCCAUGAAUAUCCCCAAACAGCCACUGGAUGUUAUGUUCGGUAAAUGGUUGGUGGAUGGAAACCGGGAUAUGAUCAAUGAGAUUUCGUUGAAGAACCGUAAGUUUAUUGGGAACACAUCGAUGGAUCCGCAGCUAUCACUGCUGAUGGCCAAUCAGGGACUGGCGAAGCAAGGUGAUUUAAUAUUCGAUCCGUUCGUUGGUUCCGGAUCAUUGCUGGUGGCUGCCGCUAAGUUUGGAGCGUAUGUUCUUGGCUCUGAUAUUGACUACAUGACGGUUCAUGGAAAAUCCAAGCCGACCAGGGCCAAUCAGAAGGUUCGAGCAAGUGACGAAAGUAUCUACGCCAAUUUGAAGCAGUACGGUUGUGAGGGUUUGUAUGUUGAUGCUUUGGUGUCGGAUUUUUCCAGAAGUGUUUGGAGCGGUAGUUUACAGUUUGACAGUAUCAUUACGGAUCCACCCUACGGCAUACGAGAAUCUACCGAACGAAUAGAAUUCAAGACACAGCGAAGAGCAACCUGCCUGAAUGAAGGAGUGGUUCACUAUCCGUCCACAUCGCCGUAUCAGUUCGAUCAGUUGUAUCGGGAUUUGCUGAACUUUUCCGCGCAAUAUCUUAACAUGGGAGGUCGGUUAGUGUGCUGGUUCCCGAUAUUGAGGAAAGACUUUACUCCGGAUAUGUUGCCGCGUCACAAAUGCUUUGAACUGAUAGCCAACUCGGAACAACCACUGUCCGUUUAUAGCGCUCGUCGGUUACUGACCUAUGAAAAAGUAUCGGACCGACAGGAAGAUAUGCUCUCCUACGAAAUGUCGCAGAUUAUGGUAGAAAACUUCCGUCAACGGUACAUGAGUCUAGUUUCGCAGUGUAGUGGUACUCGUAAGGAACGUCGACUGGCACUGCGGAAAGUAGGAUGUGAGGAAGCCAUCAAACGGGGGAAGAAGCUGGACGUUGAUGGAAAGUGGAAGUUUACGCAGCCAGAAAAUGGAGAAAAUCCUGAUCAAUAA
Topomyia yanbarensis is the source of this 1564-nucleotide messenger RNA. RefSeq names its product tRNA (guanine(10)-N2)-methyltransferase homolog. Bases 92 to 1564 code for a protein of 490 amino acids. The transcript is spliced from 4 exons. Gene Ontology annotation, biological process: methylation. Gene Ontology annotation, cellular component: cytoplasm. Lineage: Eukaryota; Metazoa; Arthropoda; Insecta; Diptera; Culicidae. The record is from RefSeq and is a predicted model, not a curated record. Gene Ontology annotation, molecular function: nucleic acid binding.